Molecule: messenger RNA, 1318 nt
Organism: Vigna unguiculata (cowpea)
Lineage: Eukaryota; Viridiplantae; Streptophyta; Magnoliopsida; Fabales; Fabaceae
Product: SART-1 family protein DOT2 pseudogene
Source: RefSeq, a predicted model, not a curated record
UCUGAUUUUGUGUGAGAAUGCAAGCUAUCAAAGAAGAGCAAGAAAGAUCGGAGUCUAAGAUGAGAAGUAAUGCUUACCGGUCAGAGGAAGCCUCCAAAUUGCUGCGUCAGAAACAAACCCUUAAUGUUAAAACCGAGGAAGAUGAAAUUCCAGGUUUUGUAGAUGAUGACGAUGAAGAUCUUCGUAAAUCGUUAGAGAAAGCAAGAAGAUUAGCUCUUAAAAAGUACGAGCAAGAAGGGGUAUCUGGUCUUGGAGCUAUUGCGUUGCUUGCUACCUCAAAUCAUACUAAUGAGAGUGGAGAGUCACGACAAAACAAGGUGGUCUUCACAGAGAUGGAAGAAUUUGUCUGGGCUCUCCACAUUCAUGAAGAAGCGCGUAAACAAGAAAGUGAAGAUAUUUUUAUACAUCAUGAUGAUGAAGAAAAGACUAAUGAAGUUCAAGAAACUAAUGAAGAUGAAGUACCCAAUAAGGAAGACAAAGAAGAAAUCGUUCCUGAUGAAACUAUUCACGAAGUUCCUGUAGGGAAAGGAUUGUCGGGUGCUUUGAAACUGCUUAAAGAACGUGGAACACUCAAUGAAAACAUUGAAUGGGGUGGCAGAAACAUGGAGAAGAAGAAAAGUAAAUUGGGUGGAAUAUUAGAUGAUGACGAGAAGGAAACUCAGAAAAAAAGGGAGAUUCGGAUUGAAAGGACCGAUGAAUUUGGGAGGAUUUUAACUCCUAAGGAAGCCUUUCGAAUGAUUUCUCAUAAGUUCCACGGUAAAGGACCUGGAAAAAUGAAGCGAGAGAAGCGUAUGAAGCAAUAUCAAGAGGAAUUGAAGAUGAAGCAAAUGAAGAGUUCCGAUACACCAUUACUGUCUGUGGAGAGAAUGUGGGAAGCUCAAGCUCGUUUACAGACCCCGUAUCUUGUUCUCAGUGGUCAUGUUAAACCAGGACAGACUAGUGAUCCAAAAAGUGGUUUUGCAACUGUUGAGAAGCAUGUUCCUUGUGGCUUGACACCUAUGUUCGGUGAUGGUAAGGUAAUUCAGGGCAGCUAUAAGAGGAAAGCUGAGACAUCAAACUCGGAUGACUCAAAAAAGCCUAAAUCAUAUUCCUUAGUAUACUGAUAUCUAUGUAAGCUUAUAAGUUGAACCAUAGCCAUAGUGUUCAUCUAUUCUGUUGUUGCCGACGGCUGAAGAUUUGGAGUUAACUUGUAGUGUUAAUUUUGUUAUUGAUUUUCUUGAAAGAUUGUAGAAAUUUAAGGAGUCAGGCAAUCUCAUGACAGAGUGGUUGAAUUGCUUUCCAUUCUAUGCGGUUCAGGAUUAGCUAUUCCUUUUGUACA